Messenger RNA from Lactuca virosa, 687 nucleotides. NCBI's taxonomy places the organism in Eukaryota, Viridiplantae, Streptophyta, Magnoliopsida, Asterales, Asteraceae. The record is from the annotation of a GenBank genome assembly.
AUGGCAGCUGAAGCUCAACAAUUCUUCGAUCUUUUCGAUUCUUACUGGUUUGCACAUCAAAUCUUCAACAAAACCCUCAUCCCACCUCCCAAAUUCCACAAAAACGCAGAAUCAAUCGCUAAAACAACUCAAACUCUUCAUUUCCCGGCUGUCCCCACCGUUAAUGUCAGAUCUUACAGUGACCAGUUGUUCAUGGAUGCCAAGAACCUGAGUUUCAUCUCCGAUUCUCCGAACUCCGUUCUUAAUCUCCAAACUCCAAAGCUAGAAACCAUUUUCUCCGGCAUGAAUAUGAAAGAAAUCCAAGAAUUACCAGUCCGAGAAAAGGAUAGAGUAUCAGGAAGACGCAGAAAGAGGAAGAGCAAAAGCAAGAGCUUGUCGGAGCUUGAAUUCGAGGAGGUAAAAGGGUUUAUGGAUUUGGGUUUUGUGUUUUCUGAAAAGGAUAAAGAUUCAAGCUUGGUUUCGAUCAUUCCUGGGCUUCAGAGAUUAGGGAAAUAUGAAAAAGAAGAAGUCGAUCGUUCUAUUGUUGUUGCUUCGAGGCCUUAUCUUUCUGAAGCAUGGGAUGAUAUGAAGAAGAAAAGAGAAGAAGAAGCAUUAAGGCUGAUAAGAAUUCCACCACUUGGGAACGAAGUUGAGAUUAAGCAUCAGCUUAGAUUCUGGGCUCAUUCUGUUGCUUCUGUUGUUAGAUGA